Rhododendron vialii is the source of this 1604-nucleotide messenger RNA. RefSeq names its product ervatamin-B-like. The transcript is spliced from 2 exons. The record is from RefSeq and is a predicted model, not a curated record. Gene Ontology annotation, cellular component: lysosome. Gene Ontology annotation, molecular function: cysteine-type endopeptidase activity. Lineage: Eukaryota; Viridiplantae; Streptophyta; Magnoliopsida; Ericales; Ericaceae. Bases 64 to 1095 code for a protein of 343 amino acids.
AAUCACACUAUCAUCAACUUCCACAAUAUAUAUUCCUAGCUGAGGUAAAACUUAGUACGUACCAUGGCUUCUACCCUGUCCUUAGUCUUGGUCUUGGUCUUUGGAAUAUUUUUAGCUUCUCAAUUAGCUUCCUCUCGCCUUAACAACGAGGAAUCUUCCAUGCUAGAAAGACACCAGCAAUGGAUGUCUCGCCAUGGACGGAUCUACAAGGAUGAACAAGAGAAGGGCGUCCGGUUUAAGAUAUUCAAGGACAACAUGGACUAUAUCAACGUGUUCAAUUCCGGUCCGGACAAAGGAUACAAGCUGGGUGUGAACCAAUUUGCUGACCUGACCAACGAGGAGUUUCGGGCUUCUCAUACUGGUUACAAGAGGCUACAAUCACCUAGUAAAGUGAUUUCUGGCUCAGAACAAACAGCUUUUCGGUACGCAAAUGCAACUGUUGAAUCGUCUACUGUGGAUUGGCGAGAGAAAGGCGCAGUUACUCCCGUCAAGUACCAAGGCAGAAAUUGUGGAUCUUGUUGGGCGUUUUCAGCUGUGGCGGCUAUGGAAGGUAUUAACCAAAUCAAAACCGGUAAUCUAGUCUCUCUAUCCGAGCAAGAGCUGGUUGACUGCAAUGUUCAAAACCACGGUUGUAGCGGCGGGUAUCUGGUUAACGCCUUCGAAUUCAUCAGGCAAAACCAAGGUCUCACGACAGAAGACAAUUACCCUUACGUGGGACAAGACGGAACUUGCAAAACCGAGAAUUCGUACCAGCCUGCUGCCACGAUAACCGGAUAUGAAGAAGUGCCAACGAACAGCGAGCAGGCUUUGCGUCAAGCCGUGGCUUAUCAACCGGUAGCCGUUACCAUCAGUAGCGGUGGCGACUUCCAGUUCUACUCGAGUGGUGUCUACAGUAGGACAUGCGGCACGAGGCUUGACCAUACUGUUACCGUGGUUGGAUAUGGGACUACUGAUGAUGGGACUAAGUAUUGGUUGGUUAAGAAUUCGUGGGGCUCUGGAUGGGGUGAGAAUGGGUAUAUUAGGAUGGAAAGAGAUGUGGCUGCCGAGGAAGGCCUCUGUGGGAUUGCUAUGGAAGCUUCUUACCCAACUAUGUGAAAUAUUACUACUACUCCGUACAUCCUAAUCCAUCCUAAAUAUUUGUCCUGUUUGCAAAACGAUGACCUGAAAAUGAUAUAAUUUCUGCAAGAAAAAUUCGGAAAACUUUCAAACAUACCCAAUAUCAACGAGUUGUUUUGAUUUAUGAGUUUUUUUUGGAUUUCUUCUUUAAAAAAUAUAUUAUUUUUAAGUCAUUGUUUUGCGUACCGGAUAAACAUUUUGCAUGGGAGGGAGGGAGAAAUAAGAUGUGUUUAAAUUUAGUGUGCAAAUGUGCAUGUAAUAUUAGUGGUGUGUGAUAUGUGAGUAAGUUAGCUUGUGCAUAUAUAGUUGCACAGCUCCAUCGUUAUGAGGUGUGCGAGAGUGUUGCGGUGUCAGAUCUGUCAUUGUGACCUUUGGAUGGUGCCUCUCCGAUCGUUUUUGGAACCAGCGACACACGACGGGUACACGGCGGUUCGGAUGUGUAAUAUUCUGAAAUUUUUAAUAAAUAAAAAUUCCAAAUUAUUAUUCUC